AUGAAAGAGAAAACGCCUGUUGUUAAUGCAGAAUAAAUGUUGUGUAUUUAAUGUAGCAGUUCACUUUUAUUGCCUCUAGUGAUUUUGUACUAUGGACAUCAAUUCUUCAGGGCCUACAUCGACAUGAUUUCAUAUAAUAUAAAAAUAUACUCUUGCUCUGAAUAUAGACAGGCACUUCCCAGCAAAAGGACUAGAGUGUAUGGAAAGUUGAGUCAUCCACUUUAAAGAUUUCCGGAACUGAAGCUGGAGCACACAAGGCAGGAAGCAGACUGCAGAGUGAAAAAAACAGAUGCAGAAUUUGUGUGACACUGGAGUUGUUCUGCCAGGAAGAUGAGGCCUUUAUUUGCAUUCUUUGUGUUCCCACACAGUCUAGGCAUAGUCUGGCAUUCCUGCAUGUUGCAAUCAAUUUGAAUAAGCAAGGCACUCAUAGUUUGGAACAAUACAUUACACAACAUUAUAGAAAAAUGCGCACAUUUUGACACAACAAGGAAGAAAAACGAAUCCAUCAGCUGAAGAAAGAAGCAACAGCAGAUCAGAAACUGAUAGAAGAAAACCUUAAAUGUGUUAAAAAUUCCGUUAUGACUACCCAUGUGGCAGUGCCUGAUGACAACUUGGAGGUCAAGAAAGAAGUAACAGAGCCUCUGGAAGAGAUGGCAGCAAAUGCUGAACACCUUAAAAGAUAUCUUCCCGCUCAUAAGGCAGAGUCGGACGACUGUUCAAGGACUAGAAAGUGGGAGACAAUUCGUUUCUUAACAGUACCAGAAAUGUUUGAGGAUGUUGCUGUCACUUUUUCAGAUGAGGAGUGGAAGAUUUUAAGAAAACAAGAUAAGGAGCUUCACAGAGAAGUGAUGGUACAGAAUUAUGAAACCUUGGUUUCAGUAGGAUACAAAAUCCCCUUAGAGGAAUUAUUGUUGCUACUUAAAGCAGAUUAUGAAGAAUUCUCAAAAGAUGAUGUGGAGGGGGAAAAUCCUACAGACCGGAAGGAUAAUAUUGGCAAUAAGUUCAACAGUAUCGGAGGCACAGCGUGCAGUGAAGAUUUCAAUGAGCGGCAAUCACUUAGGGUACCUCAUUUACUUCUUCCUACAGAGACCCUCCAGUAUUGUGCUAAUAAGCCUGUAAAGGGCUGCAACAGUCUUCUUUCCACUAUCAGAGUGCAGUGCCACACUGGACAUAACUGUACCCAGAGAUCUGAAUGUGAAAGUGAAACGUGCCAGUUCCAUCACUGUACAGAAAACCUACCACAGUAUGCUCAGCCUGGGAACAGCUACAACAAGGUUCAUCUCAUUCCUACACCAUGGCUUCAUUCAGGCCAGAAAUGCAGCAGGAGCUCUGAAUAUGAUAGUGUAACGCCCGCCUUACAUCACCCCACAAAGAUCGUACAGCAAUCUGCGAUGGACAUGGAAAAGCUUCAUCCCUUUCUUGUACCACAGUACCACUCAGAACAUAACAACAAAAGAUCUGUCUCUAACAUGAGUUUUAGUGUACAUCAAAGUACAGUAAUUCAACAGAAGUCUCAAGCAGGAGAGAAGCGAUACAAAUGCACUGAAUGCAGUAAACAGUUUAUAUGGCAACGUCAGCUGUUGGUCCAUCAGACUAUUCAUACAUUGAAUAAUCACGUGGGGGAAAACGCAUACAAAUGUCCUAAAUGUAAUAAGAGUUUUACUCGCAAAUAUUACCUCAGAAUCCACCAACGAGUUCACACACGGGAGAAACCAUAUAAAUGUGCUGAAUGUAGUAAGUGUUUUACAUAUAAACAGUCCCUCAACAUCCAUAGUAGAGUUCACACAGGAGAGAAACCGUAUAAAUGUCCUGAGUGUAGUAAAUGCUUUACACGUAAACAACAUGUCAGAAUCCAUCAACAAGUUCACACAGGAGAGAAACCAUAUAAAUGUGCUGAAUGUGAUAAGUGUUUUACACGUAAAUAUUAUCUCAGCAUCCAUACACGGAUUCACACGGGGGAGAAACCAUAUAAAUGUUCUCAAUGCAGUAUGUGCUUUUCAAACAAAAAGAAAAUUAGAAUUCAUCAACAGCUUCACACGGGCGAGAAACCAUAUAAAUGUGCCAAAUGCAGUAAGUGUUUUUCACAGAGAAGUGGUAUAAUAUGCCAUGAGGCGAUACACACAGGGAAGAAACCAUAUAAAUGUACAGAAUGUAAUAAGAAAUUUAUGUGGCACAAUCAGCUGAAACGCCAUCAGGCCAUUCACACUGGGGAAAAACCAUAUAACUGUCUAGAAUGUAGUAAAUGUUUUACAACACCACAAUCUCUCAGAAUCCAUCAAAAAGUUCACACCGGGGAAAAACCUUACAAAUGUGCUGAAUGUAAAAAAUGUUUUACACACAAGCAAUCCCUCAGAAUGCAUCAACGAGUUCAUAAUGGGGAGAAACCGUAUAAAUGCACCGAAUGCGAUAAGCUGUUCAUGUGGCUUGGUAAUCUGAAACGCCAUCAGACCGUUCACAUAACGAAUACUCAUGCAGAGGAAAAACCUUACAAAUGUUCAGAAUGCAGUAAGUGUUAUUUACAUAAACAAUCCCUCAGAAUUCAUCAACAAGUUCACACGGGGGAAAAACCAUAUAAAUGUACUGAAUGCAGUAAGUGUUUUACACACAAACAAUCCCUCAGAAUCCACCAACGUGUUCACACAGGGGAGAAGCCCUAUAAAUGCAGUGAGUGCGAUAAGCAGUUUCUGUGGCACAGUAAUCUGAUGCGGCAUCAGGCCAUUCACAUAGUGGAAAGGCCUUAUAAAUGUCCAGAAUGUACUAAGUGUUUUACACAUAAACAGUACCUCAGAAUCCAUCAACGAGUUCACAGUGGGGAGAAACCGUAUAAAUGUUCUGAGUGCAGUAAGUGUUUUGCACGAAAACAGUCCCUCAACAUCCAUAAGCGAGUGCACACAGGGGAGAAACCAUACAGAUGCACUGAGUGCAAUAAGUGUUUUUUAUGUAGCAGUCAUCUGAAACACCAUCAGAUCGUUCACACAAGGCCAACCAGAAAAAGGUUUUCAAAAAAAUUGGAAAACAAAGCAAAAGGAAUAGAAACAUUAUCAAAAAAAGAAAAAAUUAGUACAUCUUGGAGAAAUAUUUAUGAAGGUAUUGUUGAACAUAGCAAAGGUGUGAUGUAUAUAGAAGAAUUAAACUUUUUCCCGGAAAAUGCUUGGAGUUUGGAACAUUACAUUACAGAACAGUUUAAAAAACUGCACCUGUUUCUACGAGACAAGGAACGAAAACUACUCCAACAGCUCAAACGUAAAGAAGUUGCAGUUCCAAAUGAGGUGGAAGAAAGCCUUGAACGUAAUGAGGUUAUGACCACCCAUUUCAUGGUCCCAGAUGCCAAUUUGGAGAAAAGGAACAAGAUAGCUGAAACCUUGGAAGAGAUGGAGAAAAAUCCUGAGUACUUUGAAAAUUAUGUUAAUGCCGCUAAUGAAGUGGUGGAUCAAAGCACUGGAAAAUGGAAAACUGUUGAUUUUAUGACACAAAUAAGAAGACAAGUUUCAAAGGCAACACCAGGGGAAGCAGGUACAGCUGCCAGCAUGGAAGUGGUUGGAUCAGGUACUGGGUGUGAUAGAGAGGAAGCAGGUACAAGGUCCGAUAGAGAGGAAGCAGGUAUAAGGUCCAGCAAGGAAGUGGUUGGAUCAGGCACUGAGUAUGGUACAGGGGAAACAGGUACAGCUGCCAGCAGGGAAGUGGUUGGAUCAGGUACUGGUUAUGGUAGAGGGGAAGCAGGUACAGCUGCCAGCAUGGAAGUGGUUGGAUCAGGUACUGGGUGUGAUAGAGAGGAAGCAGGUACAAGGUCCAGCAAGGAAGUGGUUGGAUCAGGUACUGGGUAUGGUACAGGGGAAACAGGUACAGGUGACAGCAGGGAAGUGGUUGGAUCAGGUACUGGGUAUGAUAGAGGGGAAGCAGGUACAGCUGCCAGCAUGGAAGUGGUUGGAUCAGGUACUGGUUAUGGUAGAGGGGAAGCAGGUACAGGUGACAGCAAGGAAGUGGUUGGAUCAGGCACUGGGUAUGGUACAGGGGAAGCAGGUACAGGUGCCAGCAGGGAAGUGGUUGGAUCAGGCACUGGGUAUGGUACAGGGGAAGCAGGUACAGGUGACAGCAGGGAAGUGGUUGGAUCAGGUACUGGUUAUGGUAGAGGGGAAGCAGGUACAGGUGACAGCAAGGAAGUGGUUGGAUCAGGUACUGGGUAUGGUAGAGGGGAAGCAGGUACAGGUGACAGCAGGGAAGUGGUUGGAUCAGGUACUGGGUAUGAUAGAGGGGAAGCAGAUACAGGUGCCAGCAGGGAAGUGGUUGGAUCAGGCACUGGGUAUGGUACAGGGGUAGCAGGUACAGGUGCCAACAGGGAAGUGGUUGGAUCAGGUACUGGGUAUGAUAGAGGGGAUGCAGGUACAGGUGCCAGCAGGGAAGUGGUUGGAUCAGGCACUGGGUAUGAUAGAGGGGAAGCAGGUACAGGUGCCAGCAAGGAAGUGGUUGGAUCAGGCACUGGGUACGGUAUAGGGGUAGCAGGUACAAGGUCCAGCAAGGAAGUGGUUGGAUCAGGCACUGGGUAUGGUAUAGGGGUAGCAGGUACAGGUGACAGCAUGGAAGUGGUUGGAUCAGGUACUGGGUAUGGUAGAGGGGAAGCAGGUACAGGUGCCAGCAGGGAAGUGGUUGGAUCAGGUACUGGUUAUGGUAGAGGGGAAGCAGGUACAGCUGCCAGCAUGGAAGUGGUUGGAUCAGGUACUGGGUGUGAUAGAGAGGAAGCAGGUACAAGGUCCAGCAAGGAAGUGGUUGGAUCAGGUACUGGGUAUGGUACAGGGGAAACAGGUACAGGUGACAGCAGGGAAGUGGUUGGAUCAGGUACUGGGUAUGAUAGAGGGGAAGCAGGUACAGGUGACAGCAAGGAAGUGGUUGGAUCAGGUACUGGGUAUGGUAUAGGGGUAGCAGGUACAGGUGCCAGCAGGGAAGUGGUUGGAUCAGGUACUGGUUAUGGUAGAGGGGAAGCAGGUACAGGUGACAGCAGGGAAGUGGUUGGAUCAGGUACUGGUUAUGGUAGAGGGGAAGCAGGUACAGGUGCCAGCAGGGAAGUGGUUGGAUCAGGUACUGGUUAUGGUAGAGGGGAAGCAGGUACAGGUGCCAGCAGGGAAGUGGUUGGAUCAGGCACUGGGUAUGGUACAGGGGUAGCAGGUACAGGUGCCAGCAGGGAAGUGGUUGGAUCAGGUACUGGGUAUGAUAGAGGGGAUGCAGGUACAGGUGCCAGCAGGGAAGUGGUUGGAUCAGGCACUGGGUAUGAUAGAGGGGAAGCAGGUACAGGUGCCAGCAAGGAAGUGGUUGGAUCAGGCACUGGGUGUGAUAGAGAGGAAGCAGGUACAGGUGACAGCAAGGAAGUGGUUGGAUCAGGUACUGGGUAUGGUACAGGGGUAGCAGGUACAGGUGACAGCAUGGAAGUGGUUGGAUCAGGCACUGGGUAUGGUACAGGGGUAGCAGGUACAGGUGACAGCAGGGAAGUGGUUGGAUCAGGUACUGGUUAUGGUAGAGGGGAAGCAGGUACAGCUGCCAGCAUGGAAGUGGUUGGAUCAGGUACUGGUUAUGGUAGAGGGGAAGCAGGUACAGCUGCCAGCAUGGAAGUGGUUGGAUCAGGUACUGGUUAUGGUAGAGGGGAAGCAGGUACAGGUGACAGCAAGGAAGUGGUUGGAUCAGGUACUGGGUAUGGUAGAGGGGAAGCAGGUACAGGUGCCAGCAGGAAGUGGUUGGAUCAGGUACUGGGGAAGCAGGUACAGGUGCCAGCAGGGAAGUGGUUGGAUCAGGUACUGGUUAUGGUAGAGGGGAAGCAGGUACAGGUGACAGCAAGGAAGUGGUUGGAUCAGGUACUGGGUAUGGUAGAGGGGAAGCAGGUACAGGUGCCAGCAGGGAAGUGGUUGGAUCAGGUACUGGGUAUGAUAGAGGGGAAGCAGGUACAGGUGCCAGCAGGGAAGUGGUUGGAUCAGGUACUGGUUAUGGUAGAGGGGAAGCAGGUACAGGUGACAGCAUGGAAGUGGUUGGAUCAGGUACUGGGUAUGGUAGAGGGGAAGCAGGUACAGGUGCCAGCAGGGAAGUGGUUGGAUCAGGUACUGGUUAUGGUAGAGGGGAAGCAGGUACAGCUGCCAGCAUGGAAGUGGUUGGAUCAGGUACUGGUUAUGGUAGAGGGGAAGCAGGUACAGGUGACAGCAAGGAAGUGGUUGGAUCAGGUACUGGGUAUGAUAGAGGGGAAGCAGGUACAGGUGCCAGCAGGGAAGUGGUUGGAUCAGGUACUGGGUAUGAUAGAGGGGAAGCAGGUACAGGUGCCAGCAGGGAAGUGGUUGGAUCAGGUACUGGUUAUGGUAGAGGGGAAGCAGGUACAGGUGCCAGCAUGGAAGUGGUUGGAUCAGAAUCCAGAAACCUUUGAGGAUGUCUCCGUGAGUUUCUCAGAAGAAGAGUGGAUGAAGUUAAGAAGACAAGAAAAGCAGCUUCACAGGGAAGUGAUGGUGCAAAAUUACGAAAACUUGAUUUCAAUAGGGUACAAAAUCCCCCCAGAGAAAUUGCUGCUGUUACUUAAAGAAGACUGUGUCAAACAGGAAAAUAAUGAUGAAACUGGGAGCACUGUUAAAGAACAGACAGAUAGUUCUAAAAAUAAGCACAAAAGGUACAAAAUCCCCCCAGAGAAAUUGCUACUGUUACUUAAAGAAGACUGUGUCAAACAGGAAAAUAAUGAUGAAACUGGGAGCACUGUUAAAGAACAGACAGAUAGUUCUAGAAAUAAGCACAAAAUGCUUGUAAAGCUCUUUUGGACUUGUAUUAGACUUAUGAGGUUUAAAGGUGCUGCAAAGGAAAAGGAGCUCACAAUGAUGACUGUGGUGUAUGAUGAUCUGAAGAUGAUAACAGAACUCGUGUCAGGAGUGCAUGCGGACGAUGACCUGUUAAAAAUGAUGGAUAAGCGUGAUCCAAACCUUUUCAGAUGUGCGGAGGAUGAUAAUAUGGAAAUGAAACCAGGUGAUGUGGCAGCAGAAAAUGCAGCAGCUAGCAAUGGAGGAAAGCAACAACAAACUGAGAAGGGGUCUGGUUUUAUGCCAACAGACAACGCAACAACCAAAAUGUAUGCAGCAGUGACAGCUGGCAGAAAAGGAGAGCAGCAGCUAACUGUAAGAAUCUGUGCAAGAGUAACCACAAAAAGUGCGACUGCAUUAGACAAUCCCAGUUCUCCCCUGGGUACCUCAGAAGAUAAAGGAGAACAAGCCAGACAUAAUUCUCAUAAUACAUUUUUUGCCAUGGCAGCACUGGUUCUGUCUCCUGCAAAGCAAAUUAGCAGAAGCAGAAAUUACAGUGCGAAUUUCAGUCAGCAGCCAUUACUUGCGACGUCCCAGUUCCGUCACUGUACAGAGGAACGUCAGCAGUGUGCUGAGCAUGAGAGCAGUUGCUACAACGUUCAGCGUAUUCCAGGACAUAACUGCAUCAAGAGCCCACAAUGUUCCAGUGAAGUGACCUCCUUACAUCACCGCACACAGAAAAUACAGCAGUUUGGUCAGCAUGUGAUGGACACUGACAAGAUUCAUUCCCCUGUUGUACCACAGGGGCAUUUGGGACAUAAGUGGAGCCCAGAGUGUUCCAGUGAAAUGCCCUCCUUACAUCACCACGCAGAGAAAAUACAGCAGUUUGGUCAGCAUGUGAUGGACACUGACAAGUUUCAUUCUCCUGUGGUACCACAGGAGCAUUUGGGAUAUAAGUGGAGCCCAGAGUGUUCCAGUGAAAUGCCCUCCUUACAUCACCAUACACAGAAUAUACAGCAGUUUGGUCAGCAUGUGAUGGACACUAACAAGUUUCAUUCCCCUGUGGUACCACAGGAGCAUUUGGGACAUAACUGCAGCCGAAGCCCAGAGUGUUCCAGUGAAGUACCCUCCUUACAUCACCGCACACAGGAUAUACAGCAGUUUGGUCAGCAUGUGAUGGACACUGACAAGUUUCAUUCUCCUGUAGUACCACAGGAGCAUUUGGGACAUAACUAUAGCCGAAGCCCAGAGUGUUCCAGUGACGUGCCCUCCUUACAUCACCACACCCAGGAUAUACAGCAGUUUGGUCAGCAUGUGAUGGACAAUGACAAGUUUCUUUCUCCUGUUGUACCACAGGGACAUUUGGGACAUAACUGUAGCCGAAGCCCAGAGUGUUCCAGUGAAAUGCCCUCCUUACAUCACCGCACACCGGAUAUACAGCAGUUUGGUCAGCAUGUGAUGGACAAUGACAAGUUUCAUUCUCCUGUUGUACCACAGGGGCAUUUGGGACAUAACUGUGGUAUGAAGACUGAAUGUAACACAAGCUUUAGUAUAAAACAAAGUGCAGUAAUUCAGCAGAAAUCUCAUGCAGGAGAGAAACCAUAUAAAUGCAAUGAAUGCAGUAAGCAGUUUAUGUGGCACAGUUAUCUGAAACACCAUCAGGCCAUUCAUGCAGUGGAAAAAACAUACAAGUGUCUCAAAUGUAGUAAGUGCUUUACACGUAAAAGUCACCUCAGACUUCAUCAAAAAGUUCACAGAGGUAUAAGAAACUCAAAAAAUGUGGAGAAAUUAAACCAAGAGAAACCAUAUAAGUGUGCUGAAUGUAGUAAGUGUUUUCGAAGUAAACACUCUAUCAGUAUCCAUCAACGAGUUCACACAGGGAAGAAGACCUAUAAAUGUGAUGAAUGUAACAGGUGUUUUACACGGAACAGAUCCCUCGAAAUCCAUCAAAGAGUUCACACAAGGGAAAGACUGUAUGAAUGCACUGAAUGCAGUAACUGUUUUACACGUAAGCAGCUCCUUCGAUUCCAUCAACAAGUUCAUACAAACGGGAAGAUAUAUAAAUGUAUUCAAUGUAGUAAGUGUUUUACACGUAAAGAAUCCCUCGAAAUCCAUCAACGAGUUCAUACAGGGGAAAGGCCAUACAAAUGUACUGAAUGUGGUAAGUCUUUUACACGUAAGCAACUCCUCAGAAUCCAUAUAAGAGUUCAUACAAAGGAAAAGCCCUAUAAGUGUGGUGAAUGUAAUAAAUGCUUUUCACAAGGAACUGGUUUGCUACAACAUCAAAUCAUUCACACAAGGAGGGAAAACACAGGAACUGAAAGCACAGCUGCAACUGGACUUAUUUUGGAAGACAUUGAUGCCAAUGAUCAAGAACAUCAGGAAGUACUGAAGUCCCCUAUAUGUGAAACACCUUAUACAUUAGCCGGACUUAUUUUGGAAGACAUUGAUGCCAAUGACCAAGAACAUCAAGAAGUACUGAAGUCUCCUAUAUGCGAAACACCUUAUACAUUAGCUGGACUUAUUUUGGAAGACAUUGUUGCCAAUGAUCAAGAACAUCAAGAAAUACAGAUAGGAUCUCCCCAGCUAAAAGACCGGAGUGAGUUCAAGGCUGAGCAGUGUGCUUUAAAGAUAUCACAGAGUAAAGCUGGAGUGCAGUUAAGGCAGGGAACAGACUGCAGCAUGAAAGAAAACAUGCAGAAUCUUUGUGCAAUAAAUCAGAUGACAGACCAGCACUGCAGGGAGCACAGACGGACACUGGAGUUAUUCUGCCAGGAGGAUGAGGCCUUUAUUUGUGUCCUUUGUGUUCCUAAACAUUCCAACCACAGUUUUGUGUUCCUGCAUGAAGCAGUCAGUGUGUAUAAGGAAAAGCUAAAAACAGCCUUAUCAUCCCUGGAAUUAAAAGUCAAGAAUCUUAAAGAUUUACAGAACACUAAUGAGAAGAAACUGCUGGACAUACAUGAAGAUGCUUAUAGUGUGGAACAAUAUGUCAUACAAGAGUUUACAAAACUGCACUUGUUCCUACAUGAGAGGGAGGAAAAACUACUGCAACAGCUUAAACGUAAAGAAGCAGCAAUUCUGGCAGAGAUGGAAGAAAACACCGAAUGCACAAAAAGUGAUGCCGUGGCCACCCAUGUGAUGGUAUCUGGUGCUAACUUGGAGAGCAGGAAGGAAAUGGUUGAACCUCUGGAAGAGAUGCAGAAAAGUACUGAGUACUUUAAAAAUUACGUUAAUGCCACUAAUAAAGCAGUGCAGGAUGAGAGGUCAGAUCCCAGAAAAUGGGGAUCAGUUGGUUUUCUAUCAGUUCCAGCAACCUUUGAGGAUGUUGCCGUCACUUUCUCAGAAGAAGAGUGGAAGUUGUUAAGAAAACAAGACAAGAAGCUUCACAAGGAAGUGAUGGUACAGAACUAUGAAACAUUAAUUUCAGUAGGAUAUAAAAUCCCUCCAGAGAAAUUGUUGUUGUUACUCAAAGAAGACCAAGAGAAACUGUUGAUGGAUAAUGUAGAGGGGAGCAGUAACACAGAACAGAAGGAUAAACAUAAAGAUAAGCUCAGAAGAUGCAAAAUUCCCAUAGAAAAGCUAUUACUGCUACUUAAAGCAGAUUAUGAGGAACUGUCAAAGGAUAAUAUGGAGAGGAAAAAUGCAUCAGAACCAAAGGAUAAUCUUGAGAGUAAACUCAGCAGUAUCAGAAGCCCAGAGUGUAGUUUGACUUACAGUCAGCAGCCAUCACUUGGGACAUUCCAGUCGCAUCAUGCAUCAAAGAACCUGCAGAAGUUUGCUGAGGCUGUGAAGGGCUACAACAUACAUCAUCUCACUCCUGUGUUACAGCACCACUCAGGACAUAACUGUAACAAGAGUCCUGAAACACCCCAGUUACAUCACCCUACAGAGAACAGACAGCAGUGCGCUGACCCUUUGAAGGGCUCUGAUAAGUUUCAUGUCACCCCAACACCACAUCACCAUUCAGGACAUAACUGCAGCAGAAGCCCAGUGUGUGACAGUGGAAUUCCCACUUUAAAUCUCUCGUCAGAGAACCUGCAGCGGUGUGUUCAGCCUAUGAAGAGCUCUGAGAAAUGUAAUUUCUCUCCUGCACCACAGCUUCACCCAGGAUUUAACUGCACCCAGAGCUCUGAGUGCAACAUGGAAAAACCCCAUUUGCAUCACUCUACAGAAAACAUACAGCAGAAAAGUGAAACACCUCUCUUUCAUCACUCCACAAAGAACAUAAAGCAAGGUACUCAAUGUGUGAUGGACACCAACAAGCUUCACCCCCCUCUUGUAAUGCAGGAAAGAGCAAUAACUCAUCAGAGAUCCCACACAGGGAAGAAAUAUGAAUGCAAUAAACAGUUUAUGUGGCGCAGUCACCUGAGGCUUCGUCAGAUCAUUCACACAAGGGAGAAACCAUAUAAAUGUACUGAAUGUAGUAAGUGCUUUGCACAUAAACAGUCACUGUGCAACCAUAGACGAAUUCAUACAGGGGAGAAACCAUAUAAAUGUCCUGAGUGUAAUAAGUGCUUUGCAUAUAAACAACACUUCAGAGUCCAUCAACGAGUUCACACAAGGGAGAAACCGUAUAAAUGUGCUGAAUGUAAUAAGUGCUUUGCACAUAAUCAGUCACUGUGCAGCCACAGACGAGUUCACACAGGAGAGAAACCAUAUAAAUGUUCUAAAUGUGGUAAAUGUUUUACACAUAAACAAUACCUCAACAAACAUCAACAAGUUCACUCCCAGGAGAAACCAUAUAAAUGUCCUGAAUGCAGUAGGCGUUUUUCACGGAAAGAGGAUAUGAAAUACCACCAGGCCAGUCACACAGAGGAUAAACCAUAUAAAUGUAUUGAAUGCAAUAAAUGUUUUUCUCUUAGUAGGGGUCUGAUAUACCACCAAGCCAUUCACACGGGUCUAAAACCAUAUAAAUGCACCGAGUGCAAUAAGCAGUUUAUCUUACGCAGUCAAUUGAUACGCCAUCAAAUUGUUCACACAGGGGAAAAACCUUACAAAUGUCCUGAAUGCACUAAGAGUUUUAGUCAAAGACAUAUUCUAUUAUAUCAUCAGAAGACUCACUUAAGGGAAAAAACAAACAAAUGUGCUGAAUGUAAUAAGGGUUUCAUAACAAAGAGGGCAUUACAAGAACAUAAAAAGGUUCACAGGGGAGAAAAAGCAUAUAAGUGUCCUGAAUGCAGUAAAUGCUACAGAGGAAAGAGAGGUCUCCAACAUCAUCAAAAGACUCACAUAACUGACAAAACAUAUACAUGUGCCAAAUGUAGUAAGAGUUUCAUGAAUGAGAGAGAAUUACAAGAACAUAAAAAGGUUCACAUAGAAAAAACAUUUACAUGUCCUGAAUGUAGUAAAUGUUACACAGCAAAGAGAAGUCUCGUACAUCAUCAGAAGACUCACAUGGGGGGUGUAAUACAUAAAAAAAAAAUAUGGACUUUGGAAAAAAAAAGAGAUCUGAUAUGGUGUAAUAUUUAUGCAGAAAAGAAAAUUGUACUAAACAAUAUGACGAUUGCAGCUGCAAAGAUAUUUGACUAUAUAUACAGACAAAGACAUCCAGACAUGGUAAAUUUUACAAAGGAAAGAAUAAGAAAACAAAUGUGGAAUGUAUUGAGAAGAAAAACAUUUAGUGAGGCAGAAAAGCAACAAAUAGAAACAGAGGUGUUAGACCAACUGAGAAGAGAAAGGAUUAGUAUGGAGACACUGAAACAGGCAAUAUCACAACAGGGUGAAUCACUGAAUCCCCUGGGAGUAGUGCAACAAACAGAACAAAGCAUUUGCAUAGAAGAUAUGACGCCCAAUAAAAUUCUGGAACCUUCUGCAGGGGACUCAUAUGAAAGUCCAGUUAGGACUGCACAGCAAGAGGAAGUGCAGGAAACAGAGAGCAAAGAUGAUUCUCUCAUCUAGGAAACUGAUCUAAGGGAAGAACUGGUUGAUUUAAUACUAAUGGAUAGGCCUAUAAGAUAGAUGAAAAUGGAGGUUGUCAGUUUAGAAGGGAAUGAUCUAACCAAAGACUUGGUUGAUUUUAUAGAAAUUGACAGGCACACUAACAUAUAUGAAGGAAAGAGAUAAAAUAAAGUGUUUAAGAUCAAAGUGUUAGGUAAAACAUAUGAACACAGUAUUUGGGACUAAUAAAAUAGAUUUAUGUAAUAUAUCAGAAAUUAACAGAAUAUUUUACUGUCUAGCUAAACUAAUAACAGAUAAAAUGUUACUAUACAAUCACAGCAAAACAAAGGAAAGGAGGGAAACAAGGCAAAUGCCUCCAUGGAAGAAGCAACCUAGACAUACAUUAGAAAACUUUUAUCAGUUAGACAGAAGCUUUCACAUGACAAUAAGAAAUUCUUUGAAAAUGUGUGUGUGUGUGUGUGUGUGUGUGUGUGUGUGUGUGUGU
Molecule: messenger RNA, 13137 nt
Organism: Protopterus annectens (West African lungfish)
Lineage: Eukaryota; Metazoa; Chordata; Ceratodontiformes; Protopteridae
Exons: 23
Coding region: 579-12653 (4024 amino acids)
Biological process (GO): regulation of DNA-templated transcription
Molecular function (GO): zinc ion binding
Source: RefSeq, a predicted model, not a curated record